Plasmodium yoelii is the source of this 3372-nucleotide messenger RNA. RefSeq names its product conserved Plasmodium protein, unknown function. The record is from RefSeq and is a predicted model, not a curated record. NCBI's taxonomy places the organism in Eukaryota, Apicomplexa, Aconoidasida, Haemosporida, Plasmodiidae. The coding region runs from base 1 to 3372 and encodes 1123 amino acids. The transcript has a single exon.
AUGAAUUCUAAGAAAAUCGAAGAACUGGAUAAAACAACUAACCAUUUAAACAAUAGUAGAAAUAAUAUGUCUAGUUGCACAUUUAUGGAAAAAGGUGAUGAAGGCAAUAUUCUUAAUUCAGCUAUUCUCAAAAUGAAUAAUACUGAAAAAAAUAUAUCUUUCCAGACAAUAGACGAAGAAAUAAAAAACAAAAAUAAAACAAAUAAUGUACUAUUCGAGUAUGGAGAAAAAGAAAAGUAUUGUUUUAAUGAAUUAUUAUAUACAGAGCAAAAUGGCUUUAUUAAUAUAAUUGAAAAAGAAGAUAAACCAAUUCAAGAAAUAUUAAGAGAUGAUAAAAAAGAUAAUUAUGAGGUGGAUAGUUCCAAGUUAGAUAGAAUGAAUCCAUGUUUAUCAUCACAAAAAAUUGAAGAAGAAUAUAACGAUGGAAAUAAUUAUAAUGUCAAUGAAGAUAUAAUCAAUGGUGAUAAUUCUGUACUUAACUCUGACGAAAAUAAUGAAGACUCUAAAUGCGAAUGCGCAUUUUUUAUUAGUAAAUGUGACUAUGAGAAAGAUUCGGAUGCUAACACAAGUAGCCACAAAAAAUGUUGUAAAGAUUCAGAGGAAAAUGUAAAUUAUAAUAAUGGCAAUAAUAAUAAUAGCAAUAAUAAUAAUAGAAACAAUAGCAAUAGCAAUAAUAGCAAUAAUUUAUUAUUAGGCAUAUCUGAAAAUAAGGACGCAUUAAUAAAAUGUGAUAAAAUAUGUGAGAGAAGUUACUACUCAACAUCAGCAUCUACAGUUUUAGCUAGCAACGAGAAUGAACAGAAUUUGCAAAAUAUAAGUAGUUAUGAAACAGUUAGUUCAAUGAAUGAAAAAAUAAAAUUGAAUGGUAAUGGUAAAUAUGAAAAAUUGGAAAAAGAGGACACCGAAAUUAUGAAUAAAGAAACAAAUGUUAUUAACCCCCAAGAUUAUUCUAUACAUGAUAUUGGUACAUAUAGGGAUGAAUGUAUUAGCUAUUUAAAUAAAAUAAAAGAUAUUCCUCAUAAUAUCGGAAAUCAAAUUAAUAAUUAUCAAAAUAAUAAUAUUAUAGACAAUAACAAUUUUAAAGAUAAAAGUUAUUUAAUACAUGAAAAUGAUUUUUUCGAUGGGGAAACAAAAAAAAAAAAUAUUUUACAAAAUUACUUUUUAGUAAAUAAUAUCAAUGAAAUUAAUGCAAAUGAAGAUAUGAGCAAUGGAAAUGAUCAUCUUAAAAAUAUUGGAGCCGUUGUUUCUGGUCUAGCUGAUAUAAUAGAAGAGGAUACGAUACAAAAGAAAAUAAAUAUAAGUGAGAAUUGUAAAAUCGAAGAAAAUAUUAACAUGAAUAUUAAUGAUCAUAAUAAAAACGCAUUAUUUAACUUUAAUAUGAACAGACAUCUAUUUAAUGACAAACAAGGGGAUGAAAAUAUGUAUAAAACAAAUUUGAAUACUGAAAAUAAUAAAUCGAUCAAUAUAAUUAACAGUAUGAACAAAGAUGUUUAUGAACAAAAUUCUGGUGAUAUUCAUACCCAAGUUGAAAAUAUAAAUAACAUAGAACAAACAAGAAACAAUAUUAUUGAAAAUAAUAUGAUGAUGAUUCAGGGUUCAGAUAAUUUGAGAUUUACAACAUUGAAUUGUAUUAAUGAUGAUACAAAUAUAAUGAAAUGUAAGAGAAAAAUAAAGAAUGAUGAAAAUAGAGAAAAUAAAAUGAUUAAAACGGAUCAAAAAAAUAUAAAAAUGAAAAAUGAAUUGGAUGAAGAUGAUAAAGACGAACUAUAUAAUAUUCCAGAUAAAAAAAGGAGAAAGAAAAAUAAAAAAAAAAAAAAAAAAAAAAUUCCAGGAAGAGUGUAUAAAGUAAUUGUAAGAGGCAAAGAAUGUUGGAGAGCUGAAUGGAUUGUCCAAAAAAAUCAAGAAAAUAUUGAAAAUGAAAAAGAGGAAAACAAAAUGGAUACAUAUUCUAUAAUGAAGUUAGAAAAUACAAAAGAUGUUGAUAAAAAUGUAAAUAAAAUGAAUGCAUCAAAUUUCCAAAAAAAAAGUAAACAAUUUUCAGUAUCAGUAUAUGGUUAUGAAAAUGCAAGAUUGUUUGCAUUAUUUGAAUUAAUAAAAUAUAAUUCAGUUCCUGAUAGUUUAAAAGAAGAAGCAAGUAUAUGUAUUCAUAAUAUUAAAAAAAAUAUUAUGAAUUCAGAAAAUUCAUCAAAUAAAUCAUUUAGUGGUCAUUUUUUACAAUUUCUAUUGGCUGAUGAAAAUAAUGAAUAUUCUUCUUUGCUUUAUAAAAAAUUAGAAGAUAAUGUUAUUCAAAAUGUUAACAAAUAUAGUAUCCAUGAAAUGAAUAAUAUAAAUCGAAUUAAUUUAUUUCAACCUCAAGGGAAAGAAAACGGGUUUAGAAAUGAAAAAAAUUUCACUCCUCAAUAUGAUAAUGAAAAUGGACAUGGAAAUAAUAUGCUAGAUGGAACCAUUUGGAACGUUCAGAAUAAUGAAAGAGAUUUAUUUUAUAACAAUAAUAAUAGCAAUCAUAAUAGCAAUAAUAACAAUAAUAAUAAAUGCAGAAAUGAUUAUUAUUAUAACAAUUCCAAUGAUAUACUUAAAAUGAAAAAAGAAAAUAAUGAAAAAUUAACAACUUUUAAUGAUAAUCAUUUUUAUAAUAAAGCUAAUUAUAUUAACAGAUAUAAUAAUCCAUAUAUUAGUAAUAAUAACCCUUCUAUUCAUAACUUAAACAAUUUAGUAUACAACAUAAAUUCUUAUGAUUUCAACCCAAUGCAUAUUAGAAAUGGGUAUGGAAAUGAUAACAAUUCUACAAUAAAUAUAUCUAGCCAAAAUUCUAAUUAUAAUCGAAAUUUUGGCGAAGAAAAGGAUAUACAAAAAAAAAAAAACUUUUUCAAUAUAAAUAAUACACGAAAAUAUGUUGGAGAUAUAAAUAAUAAACCAAUAGAUGGGUUUAAACAAAACCUUUUUGAAAAGGUUCUCAACAAUUUAGAGAACAAAAUGGGAAACAACAAUCUAUAUAAUUACAAUUCAGUUGAUCAUCAUAUAAAUUCUAAAGUAAAAUCAACUUAUUCAUACAACAAUGAUAAUAUUCCGAGUGACCUAACCAAUACUACAACUAUGAUUAGUCAUGGGGCUAAUAAUAAUCAAAUAAAUAAUGAAAAUGAAAUACGAAAUUCUCAACAAAUUUUACAUGACAAUUUAUUAGUGUACAGAAAUUUUAUGAAUCAAACUCCAUGUGACAUUGGCAAUGUUGAUAAGAAUAGUGAAAACGAUCGAGCUGAAAAAAUGGCUUCCAAUUUUGAAGGGGCAUUUUUAAAUAAAGGCAACAUUGGGUUUAAGCAGAGUGCCAAUUUUAACCCGUUUCUUGGAAGAAAUGUGAGCAACAUAAACACCUAG